CGCACACGUGCAGCGCCAUUUUGAUUUGUUGGCGGUUGCGGGUUGGGGCCGGUGAAAGCUGUACACCGGGCUCCGGGCCCUCAGCAUGGCCGCAACACGGUACCGCCGCUUCCUGAAACUCUGUGAGGAGUGGCCUCUCGAUCACACCAAGAAGGGGCGUGAUCUCGGGGCUUUCAUCCGGCAGAGAGUGGCGCAAUGUUUCCGAGAAGGGGAGAGCUCCCAGAUUGCAGAUCCAGAGAAAUGUGACCGGAUGUAUGAAAGUUUAGCCAGAAUUAAUUCUGGUUAUUACAAAAACAAGUACCCUCGUCUCAGAAACACAAGCUUUACUGGUGUAACGGUGGAAGAGUGCCAAAUGGUUCUUGCAACAGAUAACAUGAAACAAAUGGAAGAAAUGAAGAAAGGUAUGUGGAAAAAGAUAAGAGAGAAGUUCACAGGCAAGCCAGAGGAUGCCACCAAGGAAUAUGUCUAAUAGUUGUACAUUGGAAACAUUAAUGCCUAAUCUUAUUUUCUGCCAUUUCUAAAUAAUAAAGAUCUCAUUUCUAGGUAGACUUUUUUAUAAUUGUGUAGAUGUUUAUGGAAAUAAAAUGUUAAAUUAAUAAAGACUUGUUAAAAAUA
Hemiscyllium ocellatum (epaulette shark) is the source of this 615-nucleotide messenger RNA. RefSeq names its product ubiquinol-cytochrome-c reductase complex assembly factor 2. The coding region runs from base 86 to 469 and encodes 127 amino acids. Gene Ontology annotation, cellular component: mitochondrial matrix. The transcript is spliced from 4 exons. Lineage: Eukaryota; Metazoa; Chordata; Chondrichthyes; Orectolobiformes; Hemiscylliidae. The record is from RefSeq and is a predicted model, not a curated record. Gene Ontology annotation, biological process: mitochondrial respiratory chain complex III assembly.